Messenger RNA from Capsicum annuum, 3053 nucleotides. RefSeq lists its product as uncharacterized. Bases 1638 to 2150 code for a protein of 170 amino acids. The transcript has 4 exons. The record is from RefSeq and is a predicted model, not a curated record. NCBI's taxonomy places the organism in Eukaryota, Viridiplantae, Streptophyta, Magnoliopsida, Solanales, Solanaceae.
AGGAUGAACAAACUGUUGCUCGGAAUUAUUCAAGAGCAGCAUGGAUAUAUCACCACAGGCAACUUCCUAGAGCGUCAAAGAAGAAUCCACUAUCCGUUUUACGUCAAGCAUACGUGAAGUAACUCCUGAUAUAACAGUAAAAGCAACAUGUGCAGGUGUAUCGAGACUUAAGAGAUUUGAAAUUCCUGUCAACCGGGCCACCACCCACCCCUUUAAAAAGUAAAAUAAAAUUUAAAAAUUAGAAGUAGAUAUCACCCCCACCCCACCCCACCCCACUCCCACCCAAACCCUCUCACCCCUCCCAAAAAAAAAUAAAAAAAUCUCCAUGUCUCAAUUUAUGUAUCACUUUUCUUUUUUUUAGACUUAAGCAGUUUAAAUUUUAUCGUAAAUUUGGGCACAAAAUCUUCAAAUUUGAAAACUACGUAAAAAGUAAUAAUAUAAGUCACAAUUAUUGACAAUUCAAUAAUUGAAGUCCUGUCAACCAGUAUACAUCCACCCCUUACCAAAAAAUAUAAAAAAUGGAGGUAGGUAUUACCCCAAAUGUAUUUGAAAAAUUGUCUCAAAUGAACUGUGUGUUUGUGAAUACUAAGUAGAAAAUGAGUUGAUGAUACCCAAAAAAAGUUGUCUUUUAUUUUUCAUUUUUAACAUUUUGCUUAUAUAAAAAUGAGGUAGAUUCACUCCAACUCAGAAAUGUAAUUUACUAGUGUUGGAAUUGUAAUCUAGCUAUUUGGGUCUUGUUGUUGUUGGUGCCCUUUCAACUACUUCCUUAACCAAAUUCUUUCACAAUUGAUCGAUCCUUAUCUCCAUCGUUGCUAACAAUUACUACAACAACAACUUAGCCAAUACAAUCCCACAAGUAGGUCUGUGGAGGAUAGCGUGUAUGCAAACCUCUUACCCUACCAGGCAGAGAGGUCAUUUCCGAUAAACCCUGGGAAAUUCACUAUGUUUGAGGGAGUAUAAAAGUCUUGGGAGUACAUUGACUUCUUAUAUAUGUCAUAGUUGUUAAUUCUCAUUGUAAGCAUUUUUUGGAAGAUAUUGUUCCGUGACCUCCUAAUAACAACUUUAUCAGUUACUCUAAGACUCCCUUCCUGGAAAUCAAAUUAACGAGGGGAAAAAUAUUCAGGAGAAUAAAAAAGGCAGCACCAACAGAUGCUUAUGAGCCUACUGUUCGGACUGUUACAGUAGAAAUUAGCAAUGUUAAAGAUGUCUACAACGUUAAAAUAUGAUCCAUAUUACUUUACUUGUAUAAUAUAUGGCUGCCCUACCAACUGUGCUUCUAAUUGGCUAACUAAAUAAUAAUAGAUUAUUGGCAUUUUUAGAAGCAGCAUCAGAGUUAACAAUUGUUUAAGAAGAUAAUGGGUAUUUAAGUAAUUAAAAGGAACAUUACUGAGUUGUAUUUUUAAUAAUCUUGGAGAUGAAAAUCUAGAUUUACCUAUUUCAUUUACCAAACUAGUUCAACAACUCUGACAAACUCUUUGCAACUGUUCAGCAUUCUUUCUCAAACAGGUGCUUGAACUUCUCUUCAAACUGUGAAAAGCUUACUCUCUUUGCCGGGGUUGGUUCUAUUGCUAAACUUCAGAUCGGGAAAAGACCCUCAGAAUUUGAAAGGAAAGAGAACUUGAAAGACGCCUACAGUCAUGGAAAAUGAAGGAGAAAGAAAAAACAACUUUGUGGUGUCUUUUUCUGCUCUUCGCAAGGACAUUGUCAACGUUCUGGAUUUCAUGGAGAGGUUAAUGAAUGAAGAAGAUCAAAAUGCUGUUGACAUGGACGAUCAAACUGAAAAGCUGAAAUUUGUGCUGGCAUUUAUUUGUACGUACGUCCAGCUUUCUCAUUGUGAUUUGGAAGAGUUUGAAGAUAUAAUGAGUGCUGCAAGACAGGAGGUUGAGAAUCUGCUUCAACCAAUUUUUGAUGAUGUUGACAACAAUGUCAGGUGUAAAUACAACAUGGAUCAUGUCCUUCCUAGCCUCAUGGAUAAUAUCGGUGAUUGUAUCAGCUCGUGUUAUCGUUCUACAUCAAGUGUCACCAUGACUGACGAGCACUUGAACUUCCUCCUCCAGUAUAUCCAUUAUCUAUCCAAGUGUCUUGCUGAACAGAUUUAUCCAUUCGAGACUCAGUAUGAGAUUCUUCAGAAAGUGUGUGGCAACAUAUGAGAUUUCCAUGGGUUGAUUUUGAAUGGUUGUGUUGAGCACGAGAUUGUUCAAUACGCCUUGCCUCAGUUUCAACUCAUGGCUGAGAGAGUUGGACUCUUCUUUUGGAACAGUCGAACUUAUGGAGAUUCUCGACUCUUCAAGUUAGCACAUCUACUCAUGAAGAUUAUUCCAAUUGAACUGGAGGUGAUGCAAAUAUGUUAUACAAGUUUGAAAGCUUCAACUUCAGCAGAAGUUGGAUGCUUCAUUAAGAAUCUCCUGGAAAUCUCUCCGGACAUUCUUAGAGAGUAUCUGAUUCAUCUACAAGAGCACAUGGUAAAUGUCAUUACAACUCCAGGGGCACGAAACAUUCAUGUCAUGAUAGAGUUCCUUUUAAUUGUUCUUACUGAUAUGCCCAAGGACUUUAUUCAUCAUGACAAAUUAUUUGAUCUUUUGGCACGUGUUGGAGAACUAACCAUGAAAGUAUCAACUCUUAUUCGUGACUUGGAAGAAAAAUCAAGGAAUGAAGAGAGUAUUGAUGAAACAAGUCGUGCAACUCUAGACUUGCUGGAAAAGAUUGAACUCCUCAAGGAAGAUCUCAAACAUGUUUAUUUGAAAGUGCCAGACUCAUGUCAAUGGUGCCUCCCCAUGAGCGAUGGACCUCUCUUCAUGCAUCUGCUGCACAGACACCUAAUGAUUUGCUAGAUUCCAAUGCUUAUUCAAUUGCUUUGAUAAAGGAAGAAAUUGGGCUGGUGAAGGAGGACCUAGAAUUCAUAAGAUCGUUCUUCGGGAAUGUUGAGCAAGGAUUGUAUAAAGAUCUAUGGGCAUGUGUUUUAGAUGUGGCAUAUGAGGCUAAAGAUGUCAUCGAUUCAAUUAUCGUAAGAGAUAAUGGUCUCUUACAUCUAAUUUUCUCACUUCCCAUCUCCA